Messenger RNA from Alosa sapidissima (American shad), 6505 nucleotides. It is a transcript of the gene pcif1, whose product is annotated as phosphorylated CTD interacting factor 1. Gene Ontology annotation, cellular component: nucleus. The transcript has 16 exons. Lineage: Eukaryota; Metazoa; Chordata; Actinopteri; Clupeiformes; Clupeidae. The record is from RefSeq and is a predicted model, not a curated record. The coding region runs from base 699 to 2975 and encodes 758 amino acids. Gene Ontology annotation, molecular function: RNA polymerase II C-terminal domain binding; mRNA (2'-O-methyladenosine-N6-)-methyltransferase activity.
AGCGCAGCUACCCGACGUUUUCCCCUCCUCCUUCGUGUUUGUUUUCGGGCGGCUCGAUCUGGGGUGGGCGGUAUAGCAGGCGCAUGCGUGUCCUGCGCUCAUUUGAGAUGUUAACGACGACAAAGAUAGAAAACAUUCACAGCAGAUGUCGAUUUCGAUCAUAAUGCUCUUCGUGUAUCCAGAAAUAGCAAUAUAAUUUCCCACACCUUACUGUUCAUAUUACAUGAUAUGACGGAGCAGUUUAAAUCGCCCACAAUAAUUUUAUGUUGCCUGCUUGUUAGCAAGCUAACUAGCGAGCUACAUUAACGUUUGUUUUGCUAGCUUGCUGUGUAAUCCCCUGUCUGAUGUUAAACAUUAGCUAGCCAACCGUUUUGAAGGACAGCUGCUUCAUUCAAACAGCAACGUUAGGUUCCACUGUCAUUUUAGUGUUGGUUUUCCUGGUAUAAAUCACGUUAUUAUGAGCGUGUUAUUAACACGUUCAGCUGAUAGAUGGAACUCUGAUGAUAUCGCACCUUGCACUUUUUGAUUUAUUCCACAUACGAGCACAUGACGCCAUAAGGAAUUAAGUUAGUUUCCUGAAUGAAGCAACACUACCUGCCUGGCGUUAAAGAAGGCGAAGGCUAUCGGCAAUGGGCCUCUAGAUUACCACUUUGUGCGAAUACAUAAUGCAGCAAACAUGGCAGGACAGAUGAGGAGAAAUGACAAGUGAAAAUCACGGCACAGUGAAGGGGGAGUCAGCAGUGAUGUCUCCUACCGGGUCCUCAUCCCAGGGGCCACCACUUCUGCCCUCAACCAGCAAACCAACCCAAGAGCUACCUGAUGAACUGAUUCAGGCUGGCUGGACAAAAUGUUGGAGCAAGAGAGAAAACCGGCCAUAUUACUUCAAUCGUUUCACCAACCAGUCAUUGUGGGAGGUGCCUGUUCUUGGGCAGCAUGAUGUUAUUUCUGACCCUCUGGGUUUGAAUGCGGCCCCGGUCGGUGGGGAGGCUCCGGGUGCUGCUGGAGGGGCUGGCGAUGCAAACAUGGGUAAUGGCCAGCGCAAGAGACGCCCUUCAGAGGAGGCUGCUUUUGGGGGUCCCAACAGCUUUAAGAGGCCCAAGGUGGAUAUACCUGUAACUCCCACCACGCCUACAAUUCCCAUAUCACCCAGCACCCCAGGUGCCAAACCAUGGAAUUCCUCUUCAGAGGACAAGCAGGCACAGCCUACUACACCUACUCCCACCCCGGCGUCUGCAUCUGCGCCUGCCCCCACACCUGCUCCCGCUCCCGCUCCCGCUCCAUACCGUCCUUCUGUAGUGUAUUGGGACCUGGACAUCCAGACCAACGCAGUAAUCCGAGAACGGCAACCGGCUGACCACCUGCCACCCCAUCCGGAGAUUGAGAUGCAGCGUGCCCAGCUCACUACAAAGCUCCGGCAGCACUAUCAUGAGCUCUGCUCUCAGCGGGAAGGUAUUGAGCCUCCCCGUGAGUCUUUCAACCGGUGGCUUUUAGAACGGAAGGUGGGGGACAAAGGUGUCGAUCCCCUGCUGCCGAGUGAGUGUGAUCCUGUCAUCUCGCCGUCCAUGUUCCGGGAAAUCAUGAAUGACAUCCCCAUUAGGCUAUCGCGCAUCAAAUACAAAGAAGAGGCACGGAAGCUCUUGUUCAAGUAUGCAGAAGCUGCGAAGAAAAUGAUAGACUCAAGGAAUGCCACACCAGACAGCAGGAAAGUGGUGAAAUGGAAUGUGGAGGACACCAUGAACUGGCUGAGGAAAGACAUGUCAGCAAGCAAAGAAGACUACAUGGACCGCCUCGAGCACUUAAGGAAACAGUGUGGGCCCCAUGUGACAGCAGUUGCCAAGGACUCGGUGGAGGGGAUCUGCACCAAGAUCUACCACAUCUCAGCCGAGUAUGUGCGCCGCAUCCGCCAGAUUCACCUCAACCUCCUCAAAGACUGCAACAUCACAGUGGACAGUGCAGAGACUCCAGACGUGCAGGACAGGCUGGUCUACUGCUACCCCAUCAGAUUGAACAUUGCCUCGCCUCCCCAGCCCCGUGUAGAGCUGCACUUUGAGAAUGAUGUCGCCUGCCUUCGCUUCAAGGGUGAAAUGGUGAAAGUCAGCCGCAGCUACUUCAGCAAACUGGAGCUUCUUUACCGGUAUAGCUGCAUCGAUGACCCGAGGUUUGAGAAGUUCCUUUCGCGUGUGUGGUGCCUUAUAAAGAGAUACCAGGUGAUGUUUGGCUCUGGUGUGAAUGAGGGCACUGGUCUACAGGGGGCUCUCCCCGUUCCUGUGUUUGAGGCUCUCCACAAGCAGUUUGGAGUCACUUUCGAGUGUUUUGCAUCGCCGCUCAACUGUUACUUCAAACAGUUCUGCUCUGCUUUCCCUGACACCGAUGGUUUCUUUGGAUCCAGGGGACCUUUCCUAAGCUUCUCUCCAGCCAGUGGAUCAUUUGAGGCAAACCCCCCUUUCUGUGAGGAGUUGAUGGACGCAAUGGUUACUCACUUUGAGGAUCUGCUGGAGCGCUCCAGUGAGCCUUUGUCUUUCAUCAUCUUUGUGCCGGAGUGGCGAGACCCGCCGACCCCUGCUCUAACACGCAUGGAAGCCAGCCGGUUUCGCCGGCACCAGCUGAUUGUUUCUGCUUUCGAGCACGAGUACCGGAGUGGCUCCCAACACAUCUGCAAGAAGGAAGAGAUGUACUACAAGGCCAUCCACGGAACAGCGGUGCUUUUUCUCCAGAAUGCGGCCGGCUUUGCCAAGUGGGAGCCCAACGCAGAGCGCAUUCAGGAACUCCUGACGGCCUACAAAGUCUUCGGCCGCUCCCUGGCCUCCCCAGGAACCUCGUCGUCGUCCUCCUCUUCUUCCUCCUCAACCGGAGGUGGCGCUGGAGACAAAGACUCCAAGGCAGGGCCUGAGCGUUCUGCAAGCCUAGACACGGCAGGCAGCCAAGACUUAAAUAGUCCAGGAGAGAAGACCACACCAGAUGCAGCAAGUGUUUAAACAGAGGAGGUAGUGAAGAAAUGUGUGUUGGGAUGUGUGUGUGUGCGUGUAUGUAUGUGUGUAUGCAUGCAAGACGCAACUCUGAAGUGCUGCUGAAGGAGUUCGUUAUUGGGAUAGAGUCUCAGUUAAUUAGCACUAUGGGGAGGUCUAUGAUACAUGUUUACUUUCUCGCCUCUACUAUUUAAUAUUAGUUGGUUUGAGUUGUCAUUACAGUUUUUUUUUAUCAUUGUUGUCUUUUUUUAAUUACAUAGUUGUCGAGGGUGUCGAUUGGCAUUGCAGUUGUUCUAGACUUUGAUCUGUCAUUCAAGUCAUUGUUCUUGCUUGCUGACAGUGCAAGUUUCACUGUCUAAAAUUAGGUGAAGAAAAUCCUUCUGUAGAAGGAAGUGUUUUUUUUCCCCUUUUUUUUUUCUGUGAGUGUGCAACAGAAGGGAGACGUACAAUCCCUCGAUUUUUGGCAGCUAUGUUUUUGUAAACCCCCCCUCUCCAAAGUGUGGAGGAGAAACAUCAUCAGUAAAGCCUUGUACAUACCACAUCCCCAUAGUAUAAUAGAUUCUUACAUUGUGCAUUACUUGGCCUGUCUACGUGCAACAGACAUUAUACGUCACUUAGCCUGUCUACAUGCAAGGUCGUCCUCUCUGUCCCUGUCUUCAAUGAAGAACUGGACUUGAUCUUGUUUGAAGAGUUUAUUUUCUUUUUGUGGACAAGCCGCUUGAGACAAGAAGUCCUUUUCAGUGCAUCUCUUGGUGGUUUCAGGAGGGCCGCCACCGUUGCAUGAGGUCCAGAUUCACAGAGCUCAGUGGCAUACAUGCGCGUCAAAGUGUUGUGUUUUUUCCCCCCUGCCCACCUCCACCCCUACCUGCCUUGUCGUAUCAGCUUCCUGUUUUUCUUAUGUUCCCUUGGUGGAGAAGGAGCUUUCUCAGACAGAGAUGAUCUGUCGACGGAAUGCUUGUGUUUCUUUCUGAUGCAGACCCUCUUGUUCCCUUUGCCAGUAUAUCCACCAUGCCCCCUUCCCCCCAAGCUCCUUUUGGGACAUUGUAAGCCCCGUUGAAAUAUAUCAAAUGCCUGGAUCCAUGUGAGAGAACAAUCAUGCAUAAUUAUUAAGACAUAUAUCAUAAAGACAGGAUACACAGACAAACUAAAGAGUCAGUUUGUUUUGGUUUGAAUAACCAAAUCUAUCGUUUAUCGUCUCUGCUCAUAACCUUUUGUCUGAUUUAGCGGUCACUGGCUAAAGCAAGGUGCAGAUAUUAAUUGUCAUUCAUAUAGCCUUCUUGUCAAUAUCAGACUAUGAUAAAGAUGUGCCUGUAAACAUAUUGGAAUGAAGAUCAAAUCACCAAAUCAGGUUUAUUUGAUCAUUUCUAAAUUAUCCCUACUGCAAUUUCAGAGAAGUAAAUAUCGCCACCUUAUGGACAAGAAAGUGAGAAGAAAAUGUUACUGUUCAAUAUAGUAUGUAAUGGUAACUGAGAGGCAUGUACCCCUGCCACCCCCCAGCCCUUUCCCAUUUGGUAUGGGAAUACAGUUUUCCUUAUUACCUUGCCCUUUACCAAAACCCUCCUUUUUUAAAAAUGUUUAAAGUCAUAAUAUGUACGUUUGUCUGUAAUAUUGAAUAUAGAUGAGUACAUACAGACAAGAGUCCUAUAGGAUGGUGUUAAAGGUGUUUUUUGUUGUUUUAUUAUUUUAAAUUUAAAUAACUAGUGGCAUAACUAGUGAAAACCCUAUAAAAAUACAUGCCUAAAAACCCUAUAAAAAUACAAAUUUGCCUGUUACCGCGAACCACUUGCUGAAUGGACUUGCUCUCAAGUGUAAUUCUUGCCUGCUGUUGCAUUACAAAGUUGUUUAUAAAACAUUUGCAGAUUCAUCCCUAAAAAUAGGCUGCAGUUGGCAAACUAAUAUGUUUGUGUGAUCCAUUGAGUCUACCUCUUGGUGAAUCUUAGUGGUCGAAACGGGACAGGAUAUCCUGUUAGACGUUGUUUAAAAAUAUAUUGCAUAUUAGAGUUACACAUUAAUGGCUGUCUGAUCAUUAGGCCUAUAGUUUUGUCCUAUUUUGAAGAUGAUUUAUCUUCAUUUUUUCACAGUGGCGUACAUUUAUGCUUAAAAUUAUUUAUAACCUGAUAAUUUUGUCUUUUUUUUUUUAUUAUUUUAUUUGAAAUGUUUACACCUGUUUGAGAUUAGAUUGCAUCACUAGGCAGCGUAAUGAAUGUAAAAUUUAAAAAAGAAAAAAAGAAAAGCAGAAGUCAUACUGUAUAAAGGAUUUGAAAAAAUAUACAGUAUAUAAAAAUAUACACAGACACACUUAUUCUGUUAGGCGCAAUAUAAAGUGUUCUUGUAGAUUUUCUUCUUGAUGUUCAGUUUGGCUUUGUUAUUGUAAUUAGUGUUGACACUACAAUAACUGUCUCAUGGUUGCCGAAACACCCAUAGAAUGAGCUUAGAUCUGUAGCCUCACAAUGUCCCAUCCACACCCUUUGUAUAUAAUCACAGUAAAGGUCUCCUUCUCUUAGUUUUCCUCCACAGAUAAAUGUCAUGGUCUCAAUAAGCCAAAGGCUUUGGCAUAGGCCAACUUGUCCAUGCAGUUGACAUUGUGCUAUUCUUGUUUGACUUUUGAACAGAAAUUGUAAUUGUAACCUCUGACUCUUGAGGACAGAAACUUCAGUCAUCAAGAUUCUUUGUUUGAGCGUUGAGCACCUGUUGGAUGAAGGUCCCUGCGUGCUUCUGUCACCAGCAAAAAGAGACUGUAGAUAUUGUACAGGAAAUUGGUAUGAAGUAUGUGUUAUAUUUCUCUAUGCCACACAGUUGUAUUGAGCUCUUUUGAAAAUUUAAAUGUAUUUUUGUCUCGUCUCCAUGCUUUUUUAUUUGAUUUAAUUUUUUCAUUUGUUUCUUUUUUUAAAACAAAAAUCUGUUUGUAAAUUAUACAGUUUAUGAAACAGAGGACAUUUUAAUCUAAACCAAAGUGUUAUUAAGAAGAAUUUAUCUUGUAAGUACACGUAGAAUUAUGUAUGAUUUGCAUCAGUAAUGCACAAGGUGUAACCAGCAAAAUUACCCCUUGAGUUUAUUUUUGUAUUUCUUUUGUGUUCUAUCAAAAUUUAUGUUCGGAAUUUAUUGUGCAUGAACUGAUAUUUUCACAAUCUAAAAAUAUUAAAUGUAUGUAUUAAAUUAGCUCAUUGACUUUGUUCUACUUAGUCAUUUUUAUUAAGAAUUUUAUUUUCAUACAUUUUCCGAUGUUCAAUCUUUGAAUUUACCUGAUUUGUUUACCCUUAAGUUCGUUCAGUGUGUAGAUCUGUAUACUAAGAAUGUUUUUAUUAAUGUACUUCCUAUGGGCAAAUAUAAGGUGAAUGUAGAUUAUGCAUAUUGGUGUUCCAAUUGUUCUUAAAAAAAAAAACAAAGUUUCAUUUUAUUGCAUUUGUUUCGUAGACAAACAAUGUUUCAAUGAUUCUUCUGAUCUGAAAUCAAGACACAUACCUCCACAUUCACCUAGUUAAAUGUGCGUACCAUGUAGGCUUACCCUCUGCUUAAAUAAACUCAUCUGCAAUAAUUGA